CACGCAAUGGAUGAAAAGCAAAGAAAUCAAGUCAGCACGGUGGGUAGUGUUCGGAAACAAAUUUUGACAGCUCUAUUAGCGACAAUUCCAACAUUAACUUACGGUAUUCAAUUGGGAUGGUUGUCACCGAUGCGUCAGCUGCUUAAAUCACCCACGGGUCCAGCAUCUCCGCCAAUAACCGAUGGCACAAUAUCGUGGAUGGCGGCGGCGUUACCGCUCGCCGCGAUAUUAGGAGUACCCUUCUUCAGCUAUAGCUCUGACAAAUUUGGGAGGAAGAUCUGCAUUAUUGCUAUAUCGCUGCUGCAUUCUAUAUCAUGGACAAUAAAACUAACAUCAGUAACCCCAACAUCACUUAUAAUCGCUCGUGCGAUCGGCGGUCUCGGCACUGGUGGAUGCUUCGUAGUAAUACCGGUCUAUAUCAAAGAGAUAUCUCAAGACUCGAUAAGAGGGGCUUUAGCCUCUCUCACGAUGACUAUGUGCAAAGUCGGCGUCAUAUUCGUGUAUGCUGUUGGCAUGUGGAGCUCAUACAAAGGGAACCAGGCAGUGUUUUUGACAAUUGCUGUGUUACACGUGAUUGUUUUUUGUUUUCUGCCUGAAUCGCCGAACUAUUCGUUGAGGUUGGGUAAAGAAAAGAAAGCAUCCCGUACAAUAGCCUGGCUCCGCAGCGUGCCCGAAACCCUCGUAACCAGUGAACUCAACAAGCUGAAGGAAGAGCAACAGCAAUACGAGACCGCGAGCAAAGUCAGUCUACUUAGUGCAAUGCGUGACCGUACCGUGUUCUCGGCGUUACGUAUGACGUUGACCUUAAUGGCGAUGCAGACGCUAUCCGGCAGUUUCGCUCUGAUGAACUUCGCAGCAGAUGUCUUCGAGAGGGUAGAUGCGCAAUGGAGCCCUAACACAUUAGCCUUGUUCAUGGGGUCUCUACAAUUGGCUGGGUCGUUUUUCACUACAAUGUCCAUUGAGAGGUUUGGACGGAAGAUUCCGCUGGCCUGCAGUUCUCUUGCAGUUUCAAUCUGCAUGAUAUCGCUAGCGACAUGCUUCCUUGUCGGGAUGACGUCGAGUUGGCCGCGCGUUGCGGCUGUGUGUAUUGCAAUACUCGCGUACGGGGUCGGCCUUGCCCCCGUGCCUAUGGUUAUUAUGGCAGAAGUGUUUCCUUUCGAGCUCCGUGCACGCAUGGCAGGAGUAUCCAUGGCAUUCUCCUUCUUCUGCAGUUCAAUGACAGUCUUAUUUUACACACCGAUCGCGAACUCAUUUGGUGAACAUGUCGUGUUCUAUACAUUUGGGGCAGUAACAUUGUUCGGCGCAAUCUAUACUGUGUUAUUCGUGCCUGAGACGAAAGGGAAAACUCUAAAAGAGAUUCAGGCAUAUUGGAAGAAGGAGGAAGAACCAGUGUUUGUAUAAUAAUAAUAAUUGGAUGUGGUGUAAUCGAGAUGACUGGAACUGAAAUUAAAGGAGGUUACGAUUUUGCAUAAGUUUCAGUAUAGGUACUGUGGAAUGAAAUGGAAGUGAAUUUUUGUGACGAAAUUGUACAUAGCAUAAUGAACAUGUAUCAUUUCAAAUUAUUUCGAAGCGUGACGUCCACAGGGAAUAAAGCUCCAAUGUAGUUGUUAAAAAUCUUAUUGUAUCUUUGUCAUACUACAACGUUUAUAGACUUGGCAAUGUUUAUAGAGUAAGGUGUGUUAUUUAGCGCUUUUGUGCAACGCUGCGUUUGUUAAGCGCAGGCCACACCGCUAACGAAGCUAGCUAAGUGGGCUUAGCUCAGUUAGUUUCAUGCAAAGCUAAGCUAAGAAAAUACAUAAUUACUCGUGACUAUGGACACGUGUGGGGUUGAGGGGCGGCAGAAGGGCGACAUUUUUUACAUAGCUAGCGGGAGCAUUGGGUUAGUUUAGUUAGCUCGAUUAGCUUAAUUCGCGGUGUGACCUGCGUAUUACUUAUUUUUUUACUUAAUUUAACAGAAUUUACAGAUUAUGCACAACGGCAUCGAAACUGUACUUAAACGUAUUAAAUAGAAAAGUGUAUACAGGUAAUUUCACUUCCAGGAGUUAUUUCCACGCAAAUUGUUUUAAUUUUUUAUCACAUUUAUCUGGUGCCCGCGACUUCGUGUGCGUAGAAAAAGUACUUCGAGUAACGUUCUCUAUACAAACUGUCAUCCCCUAUUUCACCCCCAUUAUGAUUUAUUUUUGGGACAAAAAGUAGCCUAUGUCCUUCUCCUAGGUCCUAUGUAUCUCUAUACCAAAAUUCAUCAAAAUUGGUUCAGCGGUUUACUUUCGCAAAUUUAGUAUAACAAACAAAAUGUCUUGCACGUUAUAUGAAGUGAGAUUUUUGUAUGGUACACGGAACACCGGAUUAUUUUCGGCGAUUUGACAGUGUCAGUGUCAGUUCCUAUAGCAAAAAAGAGCUGUUUAAUUAUUCUUCUUUAUCCUGGCCUUAUGGCCAAUUUUCUUUGAGGUCGGCCCUCUAAAUGCGCGUGCCGGCGCACGCACCUUUACGUAAACUCAGGGUCUACAUCACACACAUCGUCUUCAUGUCUCUUUGGACGGUUCCAAUCGAAGUGGUCUGGGGUCUGCCUGGUCGUUGACAAGAUUUUUUUUUUGUCAUAUGGCUGUCAUCCCUACGCAUUACGUAGGGAAAGUAUUAUAUGUAUAAGUAUAAUAGUCACGUCUUUAUGAUGAGAUUAAUAUAUAAAUUUUAUAUAACUAAAUAACCUAUAAAAAACCAUAUUUACGGAACUUCAAUUAGGUAUAAUGUAUUAUAAUAAUAUAGCUUGUCUCCAAACGGGGGAGACAGGACCAAACGAGAAUAGUUAGAAGGGUAUAUAUAACACUUAAGUCAUCGUUACGUGUAAAAGCAAAAUUUGACACAGGUGUGUAAGUGUAAUGUUAUGACAUUGCAAGUUCUCCGAGCCAUAGUGGGUCAAGGUUCACUCAUCGACGGUUUGUCCAUGCAAAAACCACAUUAAGUUUAGUUAGCAUCGACGUUGUGCGUGUUUCCAUACUAAUCGUGCUCGUCUUCACUCUUAUUGGACACGUGUUGUAAUUUUAAUAAUAGAAAUCCCAUUUUAAAUCUAAGGUUCAAUUUACUUUGCCGUGGAAUGGAAUGGAAGCUAAGUUUCGUAACGAAAUAGUGCAUUGCAUGAAGAAUUUUAUAUCAAUUGUGUAACGUACAAACUGUAUUGUGUAACCUAAAAACAGACUGCGCAUCUCCCGGAGCAUUCUCGCGCGUUCUCGAAAGUUCCCGCAGCUACCGUCUCGUACAUGUACAUACAAAAAAUUCCAUUUCCAAUUCCAUUCCAUUCUGCGGCGAAGUAAAUUGAGUUUAUAAUGGAAAUUAAGAAUUGAUUUAUAGAUAAUAUAAACCUUGGGUCCGAAGUGAAAAUCGGUACGUUCCAACACUGGGUCUCCAGAAAAUGCGGCGUUAGUGACCUUUUGGCUAUCGUAGCUGGCACCUCACAAUGUAUAUUUACUUUUAGUUUUUGUAAAUAAUUUAUGUUGUAAUUUUAUUUUGUUUCAUUUGUAAUUUUUUUUGUUGAAAUUUUGUCGACCAUUUAAAUUUUUUAAUUUUAUUUUGUCGUUUUAAUCUAUUCUUUUUUUUAUAUUCUUUCUCAUUAUUACCUAUUUUACUUCUGUGUUAUCAUUCAUGGUAACAAAUAAAUCGUCGGCUGAAUUCAAAAACCUCUCAACUAGGUACGUUUCUGGGUGACAUCCUUUCUUUAUUCUCCAAGCGCAAUGUCGGGCAAUUAAAGCUUAAAAUAUUUGUAGAACUUUUAGUUAUAAAGGUAUAAUCAUAUGUUGUCACUGGAUUGUCAUAUAAUUUCUAGUAAUUCUGUUAUUUGUGCCCAUUCAAAAUUCGCAUUAACGGGGGUUACCAGGUUUAUGAAUUUAGCCGACGAAAUGACUUCACAGAUGUCAAAAAAUCAAUGGCAAAAGUUCAAAAGUAAGGAAAUAAUAAUAACUUGUCA
This is a messenger RNA of Hyposmocoma kahamanoa, 3958 nucleotides long. RefSeq names its product facilitated trehalose transporter Tret1-like. The transcript has 8 exons. Lineage: Eukaryota; Metazoa; Arthropoda; Insecta; Lepidoptera; Cosmopterigidae. Gene Ontology annotation, molecular function: transmembrane transporter activity. The record is from RefSeq and is a predicted model, not a curated record. Gene Ontology annotation, biological process: transmembrane transport. Bases 7 to 1401 code for a protein of 464 amino acids. Gene Ontology annotation, cellular component: membrane.